AUGUCGACUACAACCACCAUUUCCCAGCCCGAGCCCGAGCCCAUCACCGCGCAAAGUAUCUUGCGCCUGUUCCCCGACAUCGACACGAGUUCUGCGGAGCUCGAUGGUCACGAUGCUGAGCAGAUCAGGUUGAUGGAUGAGGUGUGCAUUGUCCUCGACGAGAAUGACAAGCCUAUUGGAAAUUUGAGCAAGAAGAUUUGCCAUCUCAUGACCAACAUUGAUAAAGGUCUUCUCCAUCGCGCAUUCUCGGUCUUCCUCUUUAACUCCAACAAUGAAUUACUUUUGCAACAGCGCGCUACCGAAAAGAUUACUUUUCCAGAUAUGUGGACGAACACAUGCUGCUCUCACCCUCUUGGGAUCCCAGGUGAAGGUGGUGUCGAACUGGAGGAGGCUGUCUCAGGUGUGAAGAACGCGGCGAUUCGCAAACUUGAUCACGAACUUGGUAUCCCAGCGGCCCAGGUUCCUUUCGAGAAAUUCAAGUUCUUGACUAGGAUUCAUUACAAGGCGCCGAGUGAUGGCAAAUGGGGCGAGCACGAGAUUGACUAUAUCCUCUUCAUCAAAGCCGAUGUCGACAUGAAGCCCAAUAUGAACGAAGUCCGAGAUACCAAGUACGUUUCUGCGGCGAAUUUGAAGUCAAUGUUCGAGGAUCCUACUCUGAAAUUUACGCCGUGGUUCAAACUCAUCUGCAAUUCGUUGUUGUUUGAGUGGUGGGAGCAUCUAGACGAGGGAUUGGAGAAAUACUUGAACGAAACCGAGAUCCGACGCAUGUAA
This is a messenger RNA of Drepanopeziza brunnea f. sp. 'multigermtubi' MB_m1, 771 nucleotides long. RefSeq lists its product as uncharacterized. The record is from RefSeq and is a predicted model, not a curated record. Gene Ontology annotation, biological process: isoprenoid biosynthetic process; isopentenyl diphosphate biosynthetic process. Lineage: Eukaryota; Fungi; Ascomycota; Leotiomycetes; Helotiales; Drepanopezizaceae. Gene Ontology annotation, cellular component: cytoplasm. Gene Ontology annotation, molecular function: isopentenyl-diphosphate delta-isomerase activity.